AUGGAACCAGGUCCUGGGGGUAUGGAGGAGCCAGGUCCUGGGGGUAUGGAGGAGCCAGGUCCUGGGGGAAUGGAGGGGCCAGGUCCUGGGGGUAUGGAGGAGCCAGGUCCUGGGGGUAUGGAGGAGCCAGGUCCUGGGGGAAUGGAGGGGCCAGGUCCUGGGAAAAUGGAGGAGCCAGGUCCUGGGGAAAUGGAGGAGCCAGGUCCUGGGGGUAUGGAUGAGCCAGGUCCUGGGGGAAUGGAGGGGCCAGGUCCUGGGGAAAUGGAGGAGCCAGGUCCUGGGGUUAUGGAGGGGCCAGGUCCUGGGGGUAUGGAGGAACCAGGUCCUGGGGGUAUGGAGGAGCCAGGUCCUGGGGGUAUGGAGGGGCCAGGUCCUGGGGUUAUGGAGGAGCCAGGUCCUGGGGGUAUGGAGGGGCCAGGGGGUAUGGAGGGGCCAGGUCCUGGGGGAAUGGAGGAGCCAGGUCCUGGGGUUAUGGAGGAGCCAGGUCCUGGGGAAAUGGAGGAGCCAGGUCCUGGGGGUAUGGAGGAACCAGGUCCUGGGGGUAUGGAGGGGCCAGGUCCUGGGGGUAUGGAGGGGCCAGGUCCUGGGGUUAUGGAGGGGCCAGGUCCUGGGGGUAUGGAGGAGCCAGGUCCUGGGGGUAUGGAGGGGCCAGGUCCUGGGGUUAUGGAGGAGCCAGGUCCUGGGGGUAUGGAGGGGCCAGGGGGUAUGGAGGGGCCAGGUCCUGGGGGAAUGGAGGAGCCAGGUCCUGGGGGUAUGGAGGGGCCAGGUCCUGGGGGUAUGGAGGAACCAGGUCCUGGGGAAAUGGAGGAGCCAGGUCCUGGGGGUAUGGAGGGGCCAGGUCCUGGGGGUAUGGAGGAACCAGGUCCUGGGGGUAUGGAGGAACCAGGUCCUGGGGGUAUGGAGGGGCCAGGUCCUGGGGGUAUGGAGGAGCCAGGUCCUGGGGGUAUGGAGGGGCCAGGUCCUGGGGAUAUAGAGGAGCCAGGUCCUAGAGGUAUGGAGGAACCAGAUCCAGGGGGUAUGGAGGAACCAGAUCCAGGGGGUAUGGAGGAACCAGAUCCAGGGGGUAUGGAGGAGCCAGGUCCUGGGGGUAUGGAGGGGCCAGGUCCUGGGGGAAUGGAGGGGCCAGGUCCUGGGGAUAUGGAGGAGCCAGGUCCUGGGGGUAUGGAGGGACCAGGGGGUAUGGAGGAGCCAGGUCCUGGGGGUAUGGAGGGGCCAGGUCCUGGGGGAAUGGAGGGGCCAGGUCCUGGGGAUAUGGAGGAGCCAGGUCCUGGGGGUAUGGAGGGACCAGGGGGUAUGGAGGAGCCAGGUCCUGGGGGUAUGGAGGAACCAGGUCCUGGGGGCAUGGAGGGGCCAGGUCCUGGGGAAAUGGAGGGAACAGAUCCAGGGGGUAUGGAGGGGCCAGGUCCUGGGGGUAUGGAGGAACCAGGUCCUGGGGGUAUGGAGGGGCCAGGUCGGGUAUGGAGGGGCCAGGUCCUGGGGGGUAUGGAGGGGCCAGGCCUGGGGUAUGGAGGGGCCAGGUCCUGGGGGAAUGGAGGAGCCAGGUCCUGGGGGAAAUGGAGGAGCCAGGUCCUGGGGGUAUGGAGGAACCAGGUCCUGGGGGUAUGGAGGAGCCAGGUCCUGGGGGUAUGGAGGGGCCAGGCUGGGGGUAUGGAGGGGCCAGGUCCUGGGGGAAUGGAGGGGCCAGGUCCUGGGGAUAUGGAGGAGCCAGGUCCUGGGGGUAUGGAGGGACCAGCGGGGUAUGGAGGAGCCAGGUCCUGGGGGUAUGGAGGAACCAGGUCCUGGGGGCAUGGAGGAGCCAGGUCCUGGGGGAAUGGAGGGAACAGAUCCAGGGGGUAUGGAGGGGCCAGGUCCUGGGGGUAUGGAGGAACCAGGUCCUGGGGGUAUGGAGGGGCCAGGGGGUAUGGAGGGGCCAGGUCCUGGGGGUAUGGAGGGGCCAGGGGUAUGGAGGGGCCAGGUCCUGGGGGAAUGGAGGAGCCAGGUCCUGGGGAAAUGGAGGAGCCAGGUCCUGGGGGUAUGGAGGAACCAGGUCCUGGGGGUAUGGAGGAGCCAGGUCCUGGGGGUAUGGAGGGGCCAGGGGGUAUGGAGGGGCCAGGUCCUGGGGGUAUGGAGGAGCCAGGUCCUGGGGGUAUGGAGGGGCCAGGGGGUAUGGAGGAACCAGGUCCUGGGGGUAUGGAGGAGCCAGGUCCUGGGGGUAUGGAGGAACCAGGUCCUGGGGUGGUUGUUUCCAAGGUGUCGGAGGUGGACCUGCGUUAG
Molecule: messenger RNA, 2253 nt
Organism: Salmo salar (Atlantic salmon)
Lineage: Eukaryota; Metazoa; Chordata; Actinopteri; Salmoniformes; Salmonidae
Source: RefSeq, a predicted model, not a curated record